CUGAAAGCUGACGUGGUCCCAAAGACAGCAGAAAACUUCAGAGCUCUUUGUACUGGUGAGAAGGGAUUUGGGUAUAAAGGAUCCACUUUUCACAGAGUGAUUCCUUCAUUUAUGUGCCAGGGUGGUGACUUUACAAAUCAUAAUGGAACUGGUGGAAAAUCCAUUUAUGGCAGUAGAUUUCCAGAUGAAAAUUUCAUACUUAAGCAUGUAGGACCUGGUGUUCUUUCAAUGGCCAAUGCAGGACCCAACACAAAUGGAUCCCAGUUCUUCAUUUGCACUGCAAAAACCGACUGGCUAGAUGGAAAGCACGUUGUUUUUGGGCAUGUAAAGGAAGGAAUGGACGUAGUGAAAAAAAUUGAGAGCUUUGGUUCCAAGAGUGGAAAACCCUCCAAAAAGAUUGUCAUUACUGACUGUGGCCAGCUGUCCUAAGCUUUUGCCCUGCUCUUCAUGACAACUUGGAUGCUGUGAAAAAUGAGUCAUAAAAACACCCAAACAUUUCUUAUGUCACAAGUAGCACCUAUAGAACUGUGUUUUUUAUUUAACUUGGUCCAACUU
Zonotrichia albicollis (white-throated sparrow) is the source of this 555-nucleotide messenger RNA. Lineage: Eukaryota; Metazoa; Chordata; Aves; Passeriformes; Passerellidae. The record is from RefSeq and is a predicted model, not a curated record.